CUUAGAAGACAGGGAGACUUGUUACACAAGAUUUUCGCGAUUUCUAUUAUUUAUAAAAGAGGAAUGUAGAAUCAUUAUGAAUUUUCGCAAGGGAGAAUUAAACGGUGUCGGUAUGUGAUGAAAAUUAAGCGCUGGAUCGCUUAAGAUAGUAAACUUAAGAAAUGCAAGGAAGGUUUCGUACACAACGAAUUUUCAUUUUCCACAUUGCGUGUGUUUUGUUAUUAGAACUUGACUUGACCACUGCCCAGUGUAAUUGUUCGACCGACUGUGUGACUAAUUGUGCUGCUGGACAGUACUAUAGUAGUAGCUCAUCAUCAUGUGUCACGUGUGAGACCGGUCAUUAUUGUGUGGGAGGGGUGACUGGUAUGCAGGCAUGUUCUGCUGGUAGAGCCAAUCCAAACUCUGGAUCCUCCACUUCUGGUGCUUGUGUGCCUUGUAAUGCUGAUGAAAUAAGUACAGCAGGGUCAUCUGCAUGUAUCAAAUGUCCAGCAGGUUACAGCUGUACCUUUCAGACUACUCAGACAGCUUGUAAUACCCAGGAAUACUCACUGGAAGGGGAGACAACUUGUACUGCAUGUCCUACAGGAUCAAUAUGUCCCAAUGCAGCCCAGGCUCCACAGGACUGCCCAGCUGGUAAGGAGCCAAACACUGGCCAGACAGCAUGUGUAGACUGUUCAGCAGGGACCUACAGUUCUGUCUCAGAUAACUCGUGUCAGACAUGUCCUAAAGGAUCAAAAUGCCCUACAUCUGGUAUGACAGCCCAUACAGUGUGUCCGGCGGGGGAGUAUCAGGAUAACACAGGUCGAACAUCGUGUAAUGCGUGUACCGCAGGACAUGAGUGUUCUGAUCCGACCAUUGCUCCUGUCCAGUGUAACGCAGGAUUCUAUGCACCAGCCAACUCAGUGACGUGUACACCAUGUGCAACAGGCACAUAUAGCAACAGUGCAGGAUCGAGCUCUUGUUCUGAGUGUCCAGCAGGCAAAGAUUGCUCUGACCCGGCACUGACCCCCACAGAUUGCCCUGCAGGGACCUACAGUGCCCUGAACAUUACUGCAUGUACCCCAUGUCCAGCAGGACAUUACAGUACUGCAGGGUCAGAUAGUUGUACAGUUUGCCCUGCAGGCAAGAAUUGUUCCAGUAGUGUUGGUGUUCCAUCUGAUUGUCCAGAAAUGACCUACAGCACUGUGGGCAGUAGUGGCUGUACAGCCUGUUCUUCAGGAUACUACAGUACAACUGGAUCAGGAAGCUGUACAAUCUGUCCCUCAGGGAAAUCCUGUCAAACAGCCACUCCCAGUGAUUGUCCCCCAGGAUCUUACAGCCAAGAAGGAGAUGGAGUGUGCACAAAUUGUGCUGUUGGAUAUUACAGCAGCAGUCCUGGUGCUUCUUCCUGCAUGGUGUGUGCUGCAGGCAUGUCUUGUAGCUCCAAUUCCAGCCAGCCUUGUGCUGCUGGCACAUAUGGUGUGGAGGGGGAAAUGUCCUGUCGUCCCUGUUCUGGUGGUCAUUACAGUGAGUUGGGGGCCAGUAAUUGUAGUGUGUGCCCUGGAGGUAAAGACUGUAGCAGUGCAGCAGGAGUUCCCCCUGACUGUGUGGCUGGUCAGUACAGUGUAGAGGGAGAUUCAGGCUGUACCAACUGUCCCUCAGGCACAUAUAGCAACAGUGCAGGUUCUAGCUCUUGUUCUGAGUGUCCAGCUGGCAAAGAUUGCUCUGACCCUGCCCUGACCCCCACAGAUUGCCCUGCAGGGACCUACAGUGCCCUGAACAUUACUGCCUGUACCCCAUGUCCAGCAGGGCAUUAUAGUACUGCAGGCUCAGAUAGUUGUACAGUUUGCCCUGCAGGCAAGAAUUGUUCCAGUAGUGUUGGUGUUCCAUCUGAUUGUCCAGAAAUGACCUACAGCACUGUGGGCAGUAGUGGCUGUACAGCCUGUUCUUCAGGAUACUACAGUACAGCUGGAUCAGGAAGCUGUACAAUCUGUCCCUCAGGGAAAUCCUGUCAAACAGCCACUCCCAGUGAUUGUCCCCCAGGAACCUACAGUCAACAAGGAGAUGGAGUGUGCACAAAUUGUGCUGUUGGAUAUUACAGCAGCAGUCCUGGUGCUUCUUCCUGCACAGUAUGUGCUGCAGGCAUGUCUUGUAGCUCCAAUUCCAGCCAGCCUUGUGCUGCUGGCACAUAUGGUGUGGAGGAGGAAAUGUCCUGUCGUCCGUGUUCUAGUGGUCAUUACAGUGAGUCGGGGGCCAGUAAUUGUAGUGUGUGCCCUGGAGGUAAAGACUGUAGCAGUGCAGCAGGAGUUCCCCCUGACUGUGUGGCUGGUCAGUACAGUGUAGAGGGAGAUUCAGGCUGUACCAAUUGUCCCUCAGGAAUGUACAGCAACAGUGCAGGUUCCAGCUCUUGUUCUGAGUGUCCAGCAGGCAAAGAUUGCUCUGACCCGGCCCUGACCCCCACAGAUUGCCCUGCAGGGACUUACAGUGCCCUGAACAUUACUGCCUGUACCCCAUGUCCAGCAGGGCAUUACAGUAUUGCAGGGUCAGAUAGUUGUACAGUUUGCCCUGCAGGCAAGAAUUGUUCCAGUAGUGUUGGUGUUCCAUCUGAUUGUCCAGAAAUGACCUACAGCACUGUGGGCAGUAGUGGCUGUACAGCUUGUUCUUUAGGAUACUACAGUGCAGCUGGAUCAGGAAGCUGUACAAUCUGUCCCUCAGGGAAAUCCUGUCAAACAGCCACCCCCAGUGAUUGUCCCCCAGGAACCUUUAGCCAAGAAGGAGAUGGAGUGUGCACAAAUUGUGCUGUUGGAUACUACAGCAGCAGUCCUGGUGCUUCUUCCUGCACAGUGUGUGCUGCAGGCUUGUCUUGUAGCUCCAAUUCCAGCCAGCCUUGUGCUGCUGGUACAUAUGGUGUGGAGGGGGAGUUGUCCUGUCGUCCCUGUUCUAGUGGUCAUUACAGUGAGUCGGGGGCCAGUAAUUGUAGUGUGUGCCCUGGAGGUAAAGACUGUAGCAGUGCAGCAGGAGUUCCCCCUGACUGUGUGGCUGGUCAGUACAGUGUAGAAGGAAAUUCAGGAUGUAACAACUGUUCAUCAGGUUUCUACAGCAGCUCAGCAGGUGCUACAAGUUGUACGCAGUGUACAGCUGGACAUUUCUGUACCGCCUCCACUCAAACAAACUGUGGUGCCACAAAAUACAGCAGUGCAGGAGCCACAGCAUGCAGUGACUGCCCGGCAGGAUUUGCUUGUCCUGGCUCCACCACAUCAACCCCCACUCAGUGUAUAGCAGGAAAAUACUCAGGAACCAAAGCCUCAUCCUGCACCAGUUGUGAUCAGGGGUACCAGUGUCCUGUAGAUGGUAUGACAGCCCCUGAGGCUUGUGGGAAUGGAACUUAUGCUCCCUCAGCUGGUGCCACUGCCUGUACACUUUGUCCAGCUGGUCAGAAAUGCCCUGAUGUUACAUCAGCAGCCAUUGACUGUGUACAAGGAAAGUACAGUCCUGAGGGUUCAUCCUACUGUUAUGACUGUCAAGACGGCUGGUACGCUGAUUCAGUGAAGUCCACCACAUGUACAGAGUGCCCUGUGGGAUCAGCUUGUCCAACCAAGAAUACAGCACCCACACAGUGUGGACCUGGAGAGUACAGUUCUGCUGGCCAGACAUCCUGUACUCAGUGUGCAGUAGGGACGUACAAAACAGGAAGUGGGGCAGGCAGCUGUGCACCAUGUGAGGCUGGCUAUGAGUGUCCAACAACCACUGCUAGAUCUGCAUGCAGCAGUGGCUACUACUCCCUGGGAGGGAACACAGCCUGUAUCCCCUGUCCGGGGGGUUAUUCCUGUGCCAGUACCAGCUCCAGCCCAGUGUUAUGUACAGCGGGAAACUAUGCCAACAACGCAAGCACUUCCUGUACUCCAUGUGCCGCUGGAUAUUACUGUCCCACUGACGCCAUGUCUGAACCCCUGGCUUGUCCUACAGGCUUCUUCCAAACCAGCACCGGCCAGACAAGCUGCACUGAGUGUGGACAAGGUUAUAAAUGCCCAAACAAGACUGUGACCCAGGAAGCUUGUCCCAAAGGAGAGUACCAAGAUGGCAGAGGCAUGGAAUCUUGUAAAUCUUGUCCCUCUGGUUACUAUGCCGACACUACAGGGAAGGUGACCUGUACCAUUUGUCCCGCAGGGUCCAGCUGUUCUGAUCCCACCGUAGCUCCUGUACCCUGUCCCAGUGGCCAGUAUUCCCUUGCUGGUGCCACAUCCUGUACUACCUGUCCUGCUGGGUAUGCAUGUUCUUCAGGUACCCAGACAGCCUGCACAAGUGGACAAUACUCCAAUGGGACCCACUGUCUGGGCUGUCCAGCUGGUACAUACUGUGCCUCCCCAACUCUGGGCAGUGUGGUGUGUAGUAAUGGUCAGUACCAGCCCAGCACUGGUCAGACCUCCUGUCUCCAGUGUCCCAGUGGUCAGUCCUGUUUGGAUAAAACAGCUGCUCCUGUAGAUUGUAUUGGAGGAUACUUCAGCUUGGCUGGGGAAGAAACAUGCACUAAAUGUCCUGAUGGUUACUAUAGCUUGGCUCAGGCUGGAUCCUGUACUCAGUGCCCCGCUGGACAGAAAUGUUUCGAUGGAUCAAACUUUAUUUCUCCCACUAACUGUAAUGCAGGGUAUUACAGUGCUCUAGGACAGACAACAUGUACAAUCUGUGAAGCAGGAUACACAAGUUCUGCAGCGGCGUCUUCCUGUUCCCAAUGUUCAGCAGGAUUUCAGUGUCUGGAUCCUACCAAUCCAGUCGCUUGUACAAGUGGUUAUUACAGUCUGUCUGGAAAGACAACAUCCUGUACCCAGUGUCCUGCUGGAUUUUCCUGUAGUGCAAACAACGUUUCCCCAGUAGCAUGCCCCAGUGGUACUUACUCCAAUGCAGGACAGACAUCUUGUACAGCCUGCCCAGCAGGAUCAACUUGUGACGGAGGGUCACCCACCAGUUGUGGGACAGGAUAUUACAGUCCUUCAGGUUCUGGCUGCAGUAUUUGCCCUGCCGGUUCAGAGUGCAGUGGAAGCACAGCUACCCCAUGUACUUCUGGAUACUACAGUCUAUCUGGAGAGAUGAAUUGUACCAUAUGUCCAGCCGGUAAAAUGUGCCCCUUCCCUUCCAUCUCCCCCAUCAAUUGUCCUAGCGGUACACACACACAGAAUUUGGAGGGACAGACCUCAUGUACUGACUGUGCAGCCGGAUUUUACUGUCCAGCUAAUGCCCCAAAUCAGAUUGCCUGUGCCUCUGGAGAAUAUUCCCUGGUAAAAUCCACAUCCUGUACAGCUUGUCCAGCAGGCUACUCCUGUGCCACCACUUCAGCCUCUCCUGUCGUCUGUGCUGCAGGCACUUACUCAACUGGAGGUGCUACCACUUGUACAAGCUGUGCCGCAGGUCAGGCCUGUCCAUCUACCUCAUCCGCAUCAAACAAUUAUCCAUGUCCUUCAGGGAGUUAUUCUACUGGUUCCCAGUCUUCCUGCACACUCUGCACUGCUGGUAAAGCCUGUGCAUCAACCACAUCAAACGUAGAGACUCCCUGUAACGCUGGAGAGUACGCCUUUGCUGGGUCUGCUACCUGUACAGCGUGUGAAGCAGGAUGGGAGUGUCCCAAUGUAGAUGGUAGUCAGAAUGCCCAGUGUCUGCCAGGAACCUACUCUGUUGGAAGUCAGACAUCAUGUACCCAGUGUAAUGCAGGGAAAGCUUGCCCACUCACAAACAGUGCUUCUUUUAUCACUUGUACUGCAGGCUCUUAUGCUCUAGCUGGAAGUACCACAUGUACGGAGUGUCCACCAGGGUAUGAAUGUCCAUCUACGACAACCAAUACAGAGACCAAAUGUGCUGAUGGUUACUACAGUGAAGGAAGAAGAGCUGCUUGUGUGGAGUGCACAGCUGGUUACGAAUGUCCCACCAUUUAUGACAGUUACUCAGUGGUGUGUGCUGCUGGUUAUUAUUCCCUAGCUGGAGCCAAAGAAUGCACUGUAUGUCCUGCUGGAGAGAAAUGUCCUUCUACCACUAGUGCAGGGACAACAUGUGGUGCUGGUACAUACAGUUUAGGUGGACAGACUACUUGUACACAGUGUCCAGCUGGUUACUACUGUGCCAAUAAUAACCAGAAACCAGUCAUAUGUGGUGUGGGUAAAUACAGUGCUGCAGGAGCCACGGCAUGUACUGAUUGUGAUGCUGGGUUCUUCUGUCCUGCAGGAAGCAUUCAAAAAGACCCACCCUCAGCUGUUUGUUCACUGGGAUACUACUGUACGGCAGGUGCAACUGUUGAAACACCCUGUGAUAUGGGAAAAUAUGGUGCAACCAAAGGACUCACAGCUGCAGCUGAUUGCACUGACUGUCCUCAAGGAUUUUACUGCCCUGCGGGAACUGCUGGUGUCCCAACCAACAGUCUCAUAUGUCCAAGGGGGCAUUACUGUCCAACAAAUACAGGGGAUUACAAAGCUAGUCCUUGUCCUCAUGGCAAAUUUUACAGUGGUUUGGGUGCAGUUAAAGUUGAUGAAUGUGUUGAUUGUCCAGCUGGAAGAUACUGCCCUCCUGGUACAGAUGAUCCUAUGUAUGAUGGAUACAUUUGCCCUAGAGGAUCUUAUUGCCCGCAAGGAUCAGGAACAGCACCAAUAAACUGCCCAGCUGGUAAAUACACAGAAGAGGAAGGAGCAAUAGGAUUGCAGAGCUGUAAAUCUUGCCCUGCUGGACAUUACUGUACAUCUGGAACCCAUACACCAACUCCUUGUAGUCCAGGAAAAUUCAAUGAAUUUACAGAGAGAGGAGCAGCAACAGAUUGCCAGGAUUGUAUUGCUGGACAAGCCUGUACUAAACAUGGACUUGCUAAACCAGAUUAUCCAUGUUCACCAGGGUAUUACUGUCCAGGAGGAAACCACCUACCCAACCAACCAGAAUAUGCCUGUCCCGCUGGAACAUUCACCGACUUUAAGAACCUGACAGCCCAGUCCCAGUGUGAGACCUGUAGAUCAACCAAGGCCUGUCUGGUGGGAACUGGAGGACAGCAGAAACCACCGGUUCCUUGUGGUCAGGGCCACUUCUGUCCGGACGGAACAGCUUCUCCGACACAGUAUCCCUGUCCAGCGGGAACUUACACCAACUUGACCAAUCUGUACAAGGUGGAGCAGUGUACCAUCUGUCCCCGGGGCUGGUACUGCUUGGAGGGAUCGGCCACACCCACUGAUCUGUGUGCCAAGGGACAUUGGUGUCCAGAUGGUACCCCCACAGCCACCACUAACCCCUGUCAUGCCGGGUCCUACAGCAACAAGACAGGGAACACGGCCUGGGAGCAGUGUGAUGAUUGUCCCGAGGGUCACUACUGUCCACAGGCAUCUGUACUACCCACAGCCUGCCCCGCUGGAAAAUACAACAAUCAGAUCAAGGGUGAGAACAUCACUUACUGUGUGGACUGUACUGCGGGAUAUUACUGCCCAGGGACUGGUAACGUGGACCCCAUCAUCUGUGACAAGGGAAAUUACUCUGACUCCGGAGCCUCGGCCUGUACCACAUGUGAAGCUGGCUACUACUGUAAUCUGAAUGCCACCAGUAUGACCUUCAUGUACAGUGACCGAAUCUGUCCAGCUGGUCUGGAAUGUCCACCAGGAAUGACCAGGGCACCAGAACUUGUCACAGAUAAAUGUCGCAAAGGUCACUACUGUCCAAAGGGAGAUGUUAAUCCUUACCCCGUGCCUUGUCCUAAUGGAACAUUCAAUGCUGAAUACGGCCUUAAACAGGUAUCAGAAUGUCAACAGUGUACACCAGGUAUGUACUGUAUACCGGAGGGAUUAUCUACCCCUGCUGGGGACUGUCCAGGAGGUUAUUACUGUCCGCUGGGUACAGCUGCACCUGAUUCUUAUCCUUGUCCCAUUGGAUUCUACAGAAAUGGUUCAGCAAAGGAGUCAUUCCAAGACUGCGCUGAAUGUAUUUCUGGUUAUUACUGUGAUAGAGAGGGACUAGCCAUUCCCAUUGAUUGCCCUGCUGGAUCUUUCUGUGUCAGUGGAAGCACUUUCCCACAGCCCUGUGCCCUGGGAACCUACAGCAAUUCCACAGGUCUACGUAGGAGUACCGACUGCACCCCUUGUCCUGGGGGUUAUUAUUGUGAUGGCAUAGGACGAACUGCUCCAACAGAUGUGUGUGAUCCAGGAUUUUACUGUAGAGAGAAGGCCUACUCCUCAGCCCCUCCUGAUGGCCUCACAGGAGGGCUGUGCCCUGCAGGAGGUUACUGCCCAGCUGGGUCUGCCACUCCCACUUCAUGUCCUGUAGGGGAGUACAGUAAAAGUCCUGGAGCUAAGACCAAGUUUGACUGUAUUCCCUGUGACCCUGGGUAUUAUUGUGCUGGUUCUAGUAGUACUUCAGCCUCAUCCAUGUGUGCUGCUGGGUUUUAUUGUACUGGAGGAUCAGGAGUACCCACCCAGUACUCCACCCCGGCUGGUCACUACACAAAAGAAGGAGCCUUCAAACCAGAGCCCUGUCCUGCUGGCCAAUUCCAGCUUGCCAAAGAGUCAUCUCAAUGUGAAUUGUGUAGCCAGGGUUACUACUGUAAUGGAACUGGAACAGUUGAUCAGAUUUUGUGUCCAAGAGGAUACUAUUGUCCUGAAGGCAGUAGCUAUCCUACACCUUGUCCUCGAGGAACAUUCCUGAAGGAUACUGGGAAGUAUGAGGUGGGCCACUGUGAUCCUUGUACCACUGGUUAUGCCUGUGAUUCUGUAGGACUUCCUGAGGCUGUGACUCCUUGCUCUGCGGGACAUUACUGUACAUUAGGAUCUAACAUGACUGAUCCUGUAGGACAAACUUUCGGUGAUUUCUGUCCGCCUGGCUAUUAUUGUCCUGAGGGCACAGGAGACUAUCAGCAUUAUCCUUGUGCAAACGGAACAUACAGUGCUUACACAGGUAACAUGGGAGAGAGUAACUGCACUGCCUGUGAUGGAGGUAAAGCUUGUGUUGGGGCCGGUCUGACUGCCCCCAAUAGGAACUGUUCAGCUGGGUAUUACUGUAAGUCAGGGGCCUACUCAGACACACCUAUGGAUGGAGGAGCCACUGGUGACCCAUGUACCAAGGGUCACUACUGUCCGGAGGGCACCAGCACUCCCCUGGCCUGUCCAGCAGGGUCCUACAUGAACACCACAGGGUACUCCUACUGUUUCGACUGUCCAGCAGGAUUUUUCUGUGUUUCGGGAGAAGUAGACCCCUUGAGGUGCCCCAGAGGAAGAUAUUGCCCUGGUAACACUACAGCUGAUCAACCACCCUGUCCUACAGGCACAUACAACCCAGAUUAUGGAAUGACCAAGGAAUCAGACUGCCUGCCUUGUUCUGGAGGGUACUAUUGUUACAAACUUGGUGCCAUUAAUUUUGACUUCAGCUUGAAUGACACAGGAACAGGCCAGUGUGGUGCAGGGUAUUACUGUAAAUCAGGAGUAAAUGUGAGUACCCCCACUCCUGCUACCACCAGUGGUAUUGGAGGCCCCUGUCCCCCGGGAUUCUACUGUCCAGUACAAACAGAGGAUCCUGUCUCCUGCCCCAAUGGUACCUACAGAGACCUGCCCCAGGGAGAGAAGGUGGAGGACUGCUGGCCGUGUAAACUAGGACAUUACUGUGGAACAAAGAACCUUACUGAUGCUACAGGACCAUGUUCUAAAGGAUUCUACUGCUACAGAGGGAACAAUGUCCCAACACCAAUAGGAGAUCAGCCUGAUAUAGGAGGUCCAUGUCCUGUCUCUCACUACUGCCCAGAAGGAACCUCCACCCCUCUGGCUUGUCCCUCGGGCACCUACAACAAUCUGACCGGUCAGUGGAACUGUACAGAAUGUCCCGCGGGCUUCUACUGUAAUGAAAACACAACCACCUAUGAACCCUUCCCUUGUCCCAUGGGAUAUUAUUGUCCCAAUGGAACCAAGAAUGCCAAUGAGUAUCCUUGUCCCAAGGGAACUUACCGUGACACUUUGAUGGGACAGAGUGAGUCAGAUUGUCUCCCUUGUACAGCUGGAAACUACUGUGGAACACAAGGUCUCAGUGCUGUGUCAGGCCAGUGUACUGCAGGCUAUUUCUGUGUCCUUGGUGCCUGGUCAGCCACACCAACAGACUACAACAAUUUUACAUCAGGAGACUGUCUAUGUCCAGCUAACAGCACUGGGGGGAUAUGUCAGCCAGGUUACUACUGUCCCACAGGAUCCAGGGAACCCACAGUGUGUGAUGAAGGCCACUACUGCGACACACCAGGUUUGGCCUCCACUGCUGGUCAGUGCCAGGCUGGAUACUAUUGUGCUGGACGAGCUGACCGGCAGGAUCCUACUGAUGGAGUCACAGGAAAUAUCUGUCCACCGGGAAGAUAUUGUGGAGUUGGAACCACGAGCAAUCAACCAAAAUGUCCAACAGGCACCUUUUCGAACAAGACAGGGAACACUCUGACAUCAGAUUGUACGCCGUGUACUCAGGGAUACUACUGCCAGAAUGAGGGGCUGACAGAACCCACUGGACCAUGUGAUGCAGGAUACUACUGUCCGACUGGUCAGAACAUGAGUAAUCCUUUCGUUUGUUUGGCUGGUUUCUACUGCCCAGUGGGAAGUUUUGAACAGAUCAAAUGUCCAUCUGGUCAGUACCAAGACCAACAAGGCCAGGCAUCCUGUAAAACAUGUCCACCAGGCUAUUACUGUGACAUUGCUAACUCCCCUGUAAUUACCUACACCCCCUACCCCUGUCCACUGGGUCACUAUUGUCCUAAUGGCACAGAGUCCAGCACUCACUACCCCUGUCCAGCGGGAACUUACAAUCCAUACACAAAACUCCGAGAUGUCACGGAUUGUACAGCAUGUGAUGCCGGGAAAUAUUGUGGAACUAAUGGACUUACUGCAGUCACAGGUGACUGUUUGGCUCAGUAUUGGUGUAUAAAUGGAUCUUCUACCUCCACGCCCACUGAUGGGGUCACAGGUCAACUAUGUCCAGCUGGCCAUUACUGUGUACAGGGAACCCCCGUCCCUACUCCUUGUCCACUAGGUACCUGGUCCAACAGUACUGGUCUGGCACUGGCUGGAGAAUGUACUGACUGCUCAGGAGGGCAAUAUUGUGACACCACAGGGCUGACUUCACCCACAGGGCCAUGUUCUCCAGGGUACUACUGCGCAGGAAAAUCCAUCACAGCCACACCAAAUGACACCACAACUGGAGACCCCUGUACAAUAGGGCACUACUGCCCAGAGGGCACCGCGGUCCCAGUACCUUGUCCAGACGGGAAGUACAUGACCAACACUGGUGCUGCUGAAUGCUGGAACUGCACACCAGGGCAUUAUUGUAUCACUGGUUUGACUCCUGAUGAUUGCCCUCCUGGAUAUUACUGCCCAGAAGGCACAGGGCAGAUCUGGCAAUCUUGCCCUCUGGGAACCUUCAGUACUUCCACAGGCCUCUGGGAUGCAGAUAACUGUACACAGUGUACCGGAGGCUGGUAUUGUGAUAAACUUAAUGCUACAACAGUGGCUGGUAAAUGUAAUGCUGGGUACUACUGUACCUCAGGAUCAAACACACCGUCACCAGACGUCAACAAUACUGGGGUCGCUGGACCGUGUCCAACAGGUCAUUAUUGCCCUCAACAGACCACCACACCUCUACCCUGUCCACUGGGAACCUUUAACAACCAGACUAAAUUAACACUGCAGUCAGAAUGCACACCUUGUUCUUAUGGAAAAUACUGUGGGUCAACAGGUCUCACUGAGCCCUCUGGAGAUUGCUGGGCUGGAUUCUACUGUCUCCAGGGAGCUCAGUCACCAAACAAUCCAGUGGUAGAUGCCACAGGAGGGCCCUGUCCUAUUGGCAGUUAUUGUCCUAAUGGAACCUCGUAUCCACUGGGAUGCCCAGCAGGAACAUACAAUCCAUCCACCGGACUGGCUGAAUGUAUACAAUGUCCAGCAGGCUACUACUGCCCUGAAAAUUCUACCAACUAUGUAGGAAAUGACUGUCCCAAGGGUCACUACUGUCUGGCAGGAACUGGUAGCAUGAACCAAUACCCAUGUAGUAUAGGUACCUAUAAUGACUAUACAGGCAAGCAGUCCAGUGCUGACUGUGUGCCUUGUGAUCCUGGUAAAUAUUGUGCCACGCCCGGACUCUCCCUCCCCACAGGAGACUGUUUGGCAGGGUGGUACUGUGUGCGGGGGGCAUCCUCCAACCAGCCCACUGACAUCACCAUAUUUAACUACACCAUGUCUUCCUGUUUCUGUCCUGUCAACCAAACAGGAGGAAAAUGUCAGCCAGGAGAGUAUUGUCCAACAGGCUCAGAUCAACCCCAGUCCUGCCUUCCAGGAUACUACUGUGGCUCUGCUGGAUUGGCCAAUGUCACAGGGCCAUGUGAUGCUGGCUACUACUGCACACUGGGAGCGACACGAUCAGACCCCCAGAAUGAUGCCACAGGGGGCACCUGUCCUACUGGUCACUACUGUCCUCAGGGGACUGGUGUCCCUCAGGGCUGUCCUCCUGGCUACUUCUCAAACGCCACUGGGAAUGUGGACUUCUCUGGCUGUAAACUCUGUACUGCAGGUUCUUACUGUGAGACAACUGGACUCUCAGCCCCUACUGGUGACUGUUCUAUUGGGUACUACUGUCCAGCGGGCCAGAACGUCAGUAACCCCACAGCUUACGUGUGUACCCCUGGUCAUUACUGUCCAGCUGGGAGUCCCUCAGAGGUCUCCUGUCCCUCUGGCUCAUACCAAAAUCAACUAGGACAGGGAUCUUGUAAGAAUUGCCCAGAAGGGUAUUACUGUGAUGGCACUAUACAAAACAGUACCUUCUGUUCUACUGGUGUCCAAAACCCCACACCUUGUCAACCAGGCUACUAUUGUCCCAAUGGAACUAAAUACUCCACCGAGUUUGGCUGUCCUAACGGUACAUACAGUGACCAGUCUUACCUGAAGAUGGCUAGUGAGUGUAUCACCUGCCCGGGAGGCAAGUACUGUGGACAGGAAGGUCUAUCAGCGCCCUCUGGUGACUGUCAUGGUGGCUACGUCUGUAUACUGGGGGCCUACACUGCCACACCCACCGAUGGCACCACUGGCAAGAUCUGUGAUGCUGGAGCAUACUGUCCUGUAGGAUCCAAUAGCACCACCCUGUGUCCAGCCGGAACAUACAGUCCCACUCAAGGUCUGCAGUACCUAACUGAGUGUACUGGGUGUACUCCAGGAAUGUUUUGUCCAAACAAUGGAAUGACAGCUCCUCAAGGAAACUGUUCUGCUCAGUACUACUGUGCUGGUAAUGCCACGACAGCCACGCCUACCGAUGGAGUGACUGGUAAUGUUUGUCCAGUGGGACAUUACUGCCCAGAGGGAACACCCACUGCCAUUCCAUGUGACCCAGGCUAUUACACAGACACCACCCACAACUCAGUGUGUCAGAUUUGCCCCGCUGGUAAAUACUGCACAACAGGGUCUAAUCCUCAGGCCUGUCCAGCUGGGUUCUACUGUCCUGAGGGAACAGGACAUGUCUGGCAAACCUGUCCAGCAGGAACAUUCAAUCCAAGCACAGGACUGUCCAACGUCACUGAAUGUACUCAAUGUACCGGAGGAUUCUACUGCGAUGUGACCAAUCUGACUGCAGUUGCAGGUCCCUGUGCCGCAGGGUACUUCUGCAGAAGUGGAUCAGAUGAUGAGACACCAAGUGGCUCCACGGCUGGAGAUGCAGGGCCCUGUCCAAUUGGUCACUAUUGUACACUACAAACUCAGGACCCAAUGCCAUGCCCAGCUGGAACCUUCAACAACCGUACGAUGCUCCAAGCUGAAUCUGAGUGCCAACAGUGUACACCUGGAUACUAUUGUGACGUUCCAGGUCUGGAGUACCCAACUGGAAUCUGUAAUCCUGGCUUCUUCUGUGCUGGAGGUUCUAAUUCAUCCAGUCCUUCUACCACUGAUGCCACCGGAGGACCGUGUCCAGCAGGCACUUACUGUCCAGCAGGAACCAGUGUAGCCAUCAACUGUACAGCAGGCACCUACUCCCUGACUGACCAGCAGUCUAACUGCACAACAUGUCCCAGUGGUUAUUACUGUCCAUCUGGGAGCAGCAGCAUUACUGCCUGUCCUCAAGGUUACUACUGUCCACUGGCCACAGAGUUUGCCUACCAAUAUCCAUGUCCAAAUGGUACAUACAACAAUAUAACAGGAGCCCAGGAUUCUAGUCUCUGUCAGAUCUGCCCUCCAGGGGAGUACUGCCCUACCCCGGGGCUGGGCCUACCCGCUGGGAAGUGUUCUGGAGGCUGGUACUGUACCUCUGGCUCCUGGUCCAGUCAGCCAGCAGUUUUAGGUAAUGACACUGGUUCUACCUGUGACUGCCCGGCUCAGAGUAUUGGUGGGAAAUGCCAGGCGGGUACCUUCUGUCCAGAAGGAUCCUCAGCUCCUACCUCCUGUCUCGGAGGACAUUAUUGUGAUGUGGCGGGUCUAGAUAAUGUUACUGGAGAGUGUUUACCAGGAUAUUACUGCAGUGGAGGUGCCAUUUUAAUGAAUCCUAUCAAUGAAACAUAUGGCGACAUCUGUCCUAAGGGACACUACUGUCCUCAGGCCAGUUCUUAUGCAAUACCCUGUGCUGAAGGAACAUUUAACAACUGGUUUGGAGCUUACAACAUCUCCACAUGUCUGCCAUGCACAGCUGGCAAGUACUGUUCAGGAACAGGUAGAGCACUGCCUAAUGAUGACUGUGACAUGGGAUGGUAUUGUCCUGAAGGUUCUAUUGUUCCACAGCCUCCAGGAAAACAAUGCCUGGCAGGGCAUAUGUGUCCUAAGGGCAGUCCUUCACAGACUCCCUGCUCCUCUGGAUAUUAUCAACCUCUUCCUGGACAGGGGGCUUGUACAGAGUGCCCUGCUGGAAAAUACUGCUCUCAGACUGAGGCUAUUGCAGAACAACAAAGUGGAUUGAAUGCUUCCUCACAUGGAGUUGUCACACCAAAAGACUGUCCCUCAGGAUUCUACUGUCCUAAUGGUACACAGACUGACAGAGAAAACCCCUGUCCUGUGGGGACAUAUAGUAACACCACGGGUCUGGAGAGUGUGGCGGAGUGUACCGACUGCCCACCAGGUUAUUACUGCGACUCCGAGAACAUCACGGAACCAUCCGGACAAUGUUUUGCGGGGUAUUAUUGUGUCUUGAAGUCUGCCUCUCCCACUCCAUCACUGUCAGCUGCUGGUGGCCCCUGUCCCCAGGGAUCCUACUGUGAGGUGGGCUGGUCCUACCCCACACCUUGUCCCAAGGGAACCUAUGGAGAUAGAGAGCAGCUUCCAUCUUUGAAUGACUGUACAUUCUGUCCACCUGGAGACUACUGUUCCUCUUCCAAUCUGAAUGCUUCCACAGGGUCUUGUUUGGCUGGGUACUACUGCACUAAUGGAUCAGAGGAGGCCAAUCCAGUGGGUAAAACAUAUGGUGAUGAGUGCCCAGCUGGUCACUACUGUCCAGAAAAAAGUUACCAGCCCACAGCCUGCCCAGUAGGGACCUACAAUCCCAGCAACAGAAGCACCAACCAGACAGCAUGUCUGUCCUGUGACCCCGGUAAAUUCUGUAAUAGUACAGGACUAUCUGCAGUGUCAGGGGACUGCCUGGAUGGAUUCUAUUGUACUGGAGGAGCUAGUUCUUCUGCUCCCUAUGAUGGAACAACUGGAAACAUUUGUCCUGCUGGGUCCUACUGCCCUGCAGGGUCUCCACAGCACCUGUUCUGUCCCAACGGCACCUACACUAACCACACAGGGGCUUCCUCCUGUUACGAUUGUCCAGAGGGUUAUUACUGUGUGAACAAAGACCGGGCUGACCUGUGCCCACCUGGGUAUUACUGCCCGUACCAGACAGGAGCAGACCUCCAGCCCUGUCCGGCAGGAACCUACAACCCAGUGUCUGGCUUGGCCAAUGUCAGUCAGUGUACACAGUGUGAUGGAGGGAAGUACUGCCAGGUGCCAGGUCUCUCUGCUGUCAGUGGAAACUGUAACUCAGGAUUCUUCUGUACAUCUGAAAUUUAUUUUAACAUUUUGUAUAGGACACAGCCAGUCCUGCAGGGUAGUAAAACUGCUAUUCACUCGGAUAAAAUAAAUUCUACAUAUGACAGUACAGGCCAGACAAACUGUACCCUGUGUCCUCUGGGUUACUACUGUGUGGAGAACUCCACUGCCUUCUCAGAGCAGCUGUGUCCCCCAGGCUAUUACUGUCCAGUGGGUACCAGUAAUCCAUACCAGUACCCCUGUCCUAAAGGAACUUACAACCCAGUCAAUGCCAGCCACUCACUCAGUGACUGUCUUACCUGUCCACCAGGACAAUACUGCCAGUCUGAUGGUCUUGGUGCCACCUCUGGAAACUGCACUGCUGGGUGGUACUGUACAGGUGGUUCCUACAUGGCUCAACCCACCACCACUGCCAACCAGACCAACCUACCAGACUGUACCUGUCCGUUAGCCAACUACACAGGUGGGCAGUGCUGGCCAGGUACCUACUGUCCCAGCGGAACAAACUACCCAGUUAACUGUGAUCCCGGGAAGUACUGUAUGCAGUCUGGAUUAUCUGCCCCUGAAGGUGACUGUGAUGCUGGAUACUACUGUAAUGCUAGUAGCACUCGUCCUGACCCCCCAGGAAAUGAGUGCCCCGCCGGGUAUUACUGUGAGGCAGGGUCAGGAACCCCCACACCAUGUCCAGCUGGGACAAUGUCCAACACAGGGGGAAAUACAAAUUCCAGUAACUGUCUCCAGUGUACUCCAGGUUAUUACUGUGCUGGAACUGCCAAUACCAAUGUGACAGGCCUCUGCUCAGCUGGAUUUUACUGCCCUGGGGGCCAGGACAGUGCCACCCCCUUAGACUACAACUGUACCAUGGGUCACUACUGUCCAGCUGGCUCUGGACAGCCAGUGCCCUGUGCUGCUGGGUCAUACCAAGACAAUGUAGGAUCUACAGCAUGUCUACCAUGUCCGGCAGGAAGUUACUGUGAUCCUGUGGAAGCUGCUGCCUCACUGGGAAUCAAUGGAACAGGAGUGGUCACCCCCACGGACUGUCCCCGGGGUCACUACUGCCCCCAGAGUACCCCCAGCAGUACCACCUACCCUUGUCCUUUGGGAACCUUCAACAAUGGCACAAAACUUCAGACAGCCAGCUCCUGUCUCUCCUGUACAGCUGGCUACUACUGUGGGGCUCUUGGCUUGACAGAACCAACUGCUCCUUGUGAUGCUGGUUAUGUGUGUACAAGUGGAGCUAACUCCUCCUCACCAACAGAUGGCACCACCGGUUACGUCUGCCCAAUGGGAGCAUACUGCCCAGCUGGUUCUGGGUUAGAGACCAAAUGUCCAACAGGAACAUUUAGUAAUCAGACUGGCCUCCAUAAUGUCUCCUCAUGUGAACAGUGCAUACCUGGAUGGUAUUGUAAUGUACAAGGCUUGACUUCUCCUGCUGGGAAAUGUUUGGCUGGUCACUAUUGCCUCCUGGGAUCUACUGAACAGAAUCCUAUUGGUCAGUCCUAUGGAGACUACUGUACAGCUGGUCACUACUGUCCAGAGGGCACAGGGUCCCCUGUUCAUUGUCCAAUUGGAACCUAUCUCCCCAGCACUGGACAGUCCUUACAGAUCCACUGUAUUGAGUGUGCACUAGGAAAAUAUUGUGACACUGUUGGACAGGCCAAUUUCACAGGUGAUUGCGAUGCUGGCUUCUACUGUGACCGAGGAGCCAACGUUAGCCAGCCCACUGACGGAGUCACAGGAGGGGUGUGUCCAGCAGGAAACUACUGCCCACAGGGGACUGCAGUCCCCAUUCCAUGUGAAGAUGGUUCUUAUAUGAAUCAUACCCAGGCUAGUCUGUGUGACCCUUGCCCUGCUAGAUACUACUGUGUUAACAAAGACAGAGCUGAUCCAUGUCCAGUUGGCAAAUACUGUAUUGGAAACACAGGCUUUAACUACUCCCUGUGUCCGGCUGGAACGUACAACCCUACAGAGCUGCUGAUGUCUGAGUCGGAGUGUAAGCAGUGUGAUGGAGGAUACUAUUGUGAUGUACCAGGCCUGUCUAAUGUGACCGCCCCCUGUGCUGAGGGCUACUACUGUCAGAGUGGAGUCAACACUGCAGCCCCCAACAACAACAACACAGGAUUCGGAGGUGGCUGUCCUGAAUCUCACUACUGUCCACUGGGCACCACUGACCCUAUCUCCUGCCCCUCCGGAACAUACAAUGACCUGACUCACCAGAAGAUCUGCAAGUCAUGUGAGCCUGGCUAUUACUGUCUGGCCAACUCCACCACAUACCUGUCCACACCUUGUCCUCCAGGUUCCUACUGCCCCAGUGGAACUCAGUUUUCCACAGAACAUCUGUGCCCAGCUGGUACCUACAACAAUAAAACCGGAGCCAACAGUGAAUUUGAUUGUCUACCUUGUACAGGUGGUAAAUAUUGCAAUGGAGAUGGCCUGUCUGAGCCCAGUGGUGACUGUGCUGCAGGGUGGUACUGCUCGGGUGGUGCCUACACAGACAAACCCACCACAUACAUCAACUCCACCACUCUGUACAGCACUAACUACUCCUGUCCUGUAUAUGCUCUCAACAACACCGGAGGCAUUUGUGAACCAGGAUACUACUGUCCAGGGGGAAGUAACCUGCCCCUCUCCUGCAGCCUUGGUAAAUACUGUGAUACCUACGAGCUGUCCUCCCCCACUGGGAACUGUUCUGCAGGCUACUUCUGUAACGGUACCGCCAGUGUCCCCAACCCCAGGGAGUGUGACAUGGGAUACUACUGCCCAGAGGGAACAACAGUACAGGUGGCCUGCCAACCAGGAACAUUCUCAAGAGAUUAUGAGGUACUGGAUGCACCAAAUGUGACCUUGUCAGGCUUGUCCUUCGGCGAUGUUGUUAACUACACACAAUGCACACCUUGUGAUCCUGGAUACUACUGCAGUGGACAAGGUAACACAGAGUCUGUGACUAAGUGCUCUGCAGGUUACUACUGUACAAAUGGUGCCUACAACUCCACCCCAACAGAUGGCACCACAGGAAACAUCUGCCCACCGGGCCGCUACUGUGAAGUGGGCAGCAUUACUGGAGUGGGCUGUCCAGUGGGCACUUACAGUAACCAGGCUGGGCUACAGAGCAGUUCAGAGUGUACCAACUGUACAGGAGGCUAUUACUGUGGAACGACAGGGCUCACAACAGAGUCUGGUCUCUGUCAUGCAGGAUAUUACUGCACCCUUGGAUCAGAAGAGCCAGCUCCCAUUGGUAAGGCCUAUGGAGACGUGUGCCCUGCUGGAUACUACUGUAACAAUGGCACCCACACCCCAGCACCCUGCCCCCCUGGCACCUUCCUCAACUCUACGACUAUGGGAGAUAUCAACGACUGUCUACAGUGUUCUCCAGGUUAUUACUGUGAUGGACAUGGACAGACAGCAGUGACAGCUCAGUGUGCUGCUGGGUACUUUUGUACUCUGGGAGCCAAUACAUCCACACCAACAGAUGGCAGCACAGGAAACAUCUGCCCAGAAGGCCAUUACUGUAUUCAGGGGUCUAGUAAACCUGAGCCUUGUGGAAAUGGAACCUAUAUGAACCACACUGGUGCCUCCUCCUGCUAUGUGUGUCCUGCAGGCUACUACUGUGUCAACAGAGACAGGGCAGAUAUCUGUCGACAGGGAUACUACUGCCCAGAAGGCACCGGGGCAGACCUACAACCCUGUCCCACAGGAAGUUUUGGAAACACCACAGGACUUAUCAAUGAAACACAGUGUACACCAUGUACAGGUGGCUCUUUCUGUGGCACCCCUGGAUCCUCCCAGCCAGAUGGGGAGUGUUUGUCAGGUUAUUAUUGUGAGACCGGAGUUGACACCUCCACACCCACAGAUUCUGGGGCCCACAAAGGCAUAGGAGGGCAGUGUCCCCUCGGGUCCUACUGUCCCAAGGGAUCGGCCACACCCACACCAUGUGCUGCUGGAACAUAUACCAGUGUCAAACAGAAGGGAUCUUGUGACCAGUGCACUGGAGGCUACUACUGCGUAAUGAACACCAGUGACCCCAACUCCUUCCCCUGCCCUGUGGGUCAUUAUUGUCCCCCAGGGACUCAGUAUGACACCCAGUACAAGUGUCCUGCCGGUACCUACAAUCCCCUCCCCACCCAGACCAGCUCCUCAGCCUGUAAGCUGUGUGACGCGGGUACUUAUUGCUUUGGGGAUGGAUUGAGUGCCCCCACAGGGAACUGUAGUCAGGGAUGGUUCUGUACAGGAGGAGCCUCAGAGACCAAACCACUACUGCUAGGAAACUACACCAAUAUAGACGUGUGUACCUGUCCAGCCAAUAACUACACGGGGGGUAAAUGUCAACCUGGGUCCUUCUGUCCUGGGGGAUCUUCUGCCCCAACAUUGUGUACAGCUGGAAUGUACUGUGAUGACUAUGAAUUGGCUACUCCUAAAGGAAAUUGUCAAGCUGGGUACUACUGUCCGAUUGGUCAAACUGAAGCUAACCCCGCCUCCUUUAUCUGUAUUGCUGGUCAUUACUGUGAGGAAGGAUCAGGCACCCCCACUCAUUGUCCAAUCGGAACCUUCUCCAACGCCACCGGGAACAGCAACGUCACGGACUGCAAACCGUGUACUGCUGGAUAUUACUGUGAUGGGCUUGGUUUGGUGGCUGAAACAGGACCAUGUACUGCAGGAUAUUAUUGCCCUGAGGGCCAAACUACUGGGGCACCAACAGCCUAUAUAUGUCCUACAGGAUCAUAUUGCCCCACAGGAAGUGCUCUACCAACCAUAUGUCCAAGAGGUAAAUACAACUAUCAGACCACCCAGGCCACCUGUCUGGACUGCCCGGCGGGGAAAUACUGUGACCCUCAUGAGAAUGGCAAUGUGACAGGAAUUGUGAUCCCGUCAAGCUGCCCCGCGGGUUAUUACUGCCUGCUGGGUACAGGGUACAACAUGACCUACCCCUGUCCUACGGGAACCUACAGUCCAAUCACAGACCUCACUGCUGCCAGUGGCUGUCCGUCCUGUGACCCCGGUAAAUACUGCCAGACCCCUGGUCUGACUGCCCCCGAGGGAGACUGUGCCAGUGGUCACUGGUGCAUGAAUGGGGCCAACACAUCUAUCCCAACGGACGGGACGACUGGUGAUGUGUGUCCACAGGGAAGUUACUGUCCAGCUGGCAGCUUCAGAGGAACCUACUGUCCACAAGGCACAUUUGGCAACACAACAGGACUGAGAACGGCCAAUGAAUGUAUCGCCUGUGAGCCCGGCUAUUACUGCCCCUCCCAGGGACAUACACAACCUUACGACCAGUGUAGUGCUGGUUACUACUGCUCUGGGGGAUCUAUUGAGGCCAGCCCUGUGGGUCAGGCCUAUGGAUACAUCUGUCCUGUUGGACACUACUGCCCACGGGGAACUCCGGUCUUGGUACCUUGUCCCAAAGGAACCUAUCAGCCAGGCACAGGAAAGUCCCAGCUGUCACAUUGUGUGGACUGCUCACCCGGUCGUUACUGUCUGGAAGCUGGUAAUGACACGACAACUGGGGAUUGUCAGGCAGGGUACUACUGCACUGGUAAAGCGGAGGUUCCCAACCCUACAGAUGGAACAACAGGAGAUAUUUGCCCUAUUGGUAAUUACUGCCCCACUGGUUCAUCAUCUCCCCGGCAAUGCAGUUCCACCACCUACAUGAACCACACCGGUGCAGCCGUCUGUUACACCUGUCCUGAGGGGUACAUGUGUACCUCGGGCAGCACUGCUGACCCCUGCCCCCAGGGAUACUACUGUCCUAUAGGGACUGGUACAGACAAGAAACCAUGUCCUGUGGGAACAUUUGGAGCGACAGACAGACUGAGUAACGAGACAGAGUGUACAGCCUGUACAGGAGGACAUUACUGUGACUCUCAGGCCCUGACCCUGCCAGCUGGAGGAUGUAGCGCCGGCUACUACUGUGUCUCAGGUGUGAACAUUGCCUCCCCUGCUGUGGCUGGGACCUUCCUUGGUGAUGGAGGGGUGUGCCCCCCAGGAACAGAGUGCCCUGUCAACUCCAGCUAUCCUACACCCUGUGCCCCGGGGAAAUAUGCUCCAAUGGGAACGACUGCAGCGUGUAGUGAUUGCCCAGCUGGUUACUACUGUGUAAAUGCCACUGUGACCCCCACUACUUGUCCAGUAGGACACUACUGUCCUAAGAACACAGAGUUUGAUCACCACUACCCAUGUCCUCCAGGAACUUAUUACAACCAGACUGGAGCCUUGGCAGCAACUGACUGUAUGGACUGCCCCCCUGGCCAGUACUGUGAGGGGACAGGCAAUGUUUACCCCACAGGCUUUUGUGACGAGGGAUUCUGGUGUGGAGGCAAGUCCUUCCAGAGACGACCGUAUGACACAGGAAACCUCACAGUUAUCAACGGCACUACCAAUGACUUGUAUUCCAAUGACACCUGUGCCCCUCUGUGGGGAUGUGUUUGUCCAGCAUUCCAAAUGACCAGCGGGGGAAUCUGUCCCAUGGGAUACUUCUGUCCAGUUGGGUCAUCUCAACCCUCAGCCUGUACCCCGGGCAUGUACUGUGAGACACCUGGACUGCCCCUCCCUACAGGAAACUGCAGUGCAGGCUGGUACUGCAAUCACACAAGUUCCACCAAAUAUCAACAUGUCUGUCCGGCUGGAUCGUACUGCCCAUCAGGAUCAGAUAUCCCCACUCCUUGUCCAGCUGGAACAUACUCCGGUCUGGAUAACAACGGAGCCCUCAGUGAUUGUGUCAACUGUACAGCGGGCCAGUACUGUCAUGGUCUUGGAAACACAGCUCCUACUGCUCAAUGUUCAUCAGGAUACUACUGCCCUGGGGGCCAGGAGACCAGCACACCCUCAGGACUGGAGUGCUUUGCAGGCCAUUAUUGUCCCCAGGGCUCGAAUUACCCCAUCAUGUGUGCCAAUGGAACCUAUCAACCAAGUCCAGGACAAGACAGCUGUCUCACCUGCCCAGCUGGAUAUUUCUGUGAUGCUGCAACAGGAAAUGUGACAUACGUGAAUGGAAAUCCUGUGGUGAACCCCACAGCUUGCCCCACAGGAUAUUACUGCCCUGAGGGUACAAUUUCUGGCCAGUCCUAUCCCUGCCCUAUAGGAACGUUUGGUCCCAACCAGUACCUGUUUGCCCAGGAGAACUGUACAUCUUGUACAGCAGGCUACUACUGUGAACAGGCAGGGUUGUCUGCCCCUACUGGAGAGUGCUAUGGAGGCUUCUACUGCACAGGUGGCGCUGAAGUUGCUGAACCUGUGCUUCACAAUGUCAAUCUGACCCAUAAUGUAACCUUCACUGGAAACGACAGAUGUCCAACAGGAUAUUUCUGUCCCAAUGGUACCAGCUACCCCCAGCCAUGCCCCAUAGGGACCUUUUCUGAGGUGAGAGAAGUGUCCCUGGAGAGUGACUGUCAGCCGUGUAGACCAGGGAGAUACUGUAAUCAACAGGCCUUCACCAUGAUAACCACGGCCCCCAACUGCUCAGCUGGAUACGUGUGCACAGGGGGUGCCAGUAAUCCUAUCCCCAAUGCAACACAUGGCUACAUGUGCCCCACCGGUCAUUUCUGUGUGGAAGGCACCACACAGGAGGAGGGCUGUCCCCUGGGGACAUACCAGUCCAACAUGGGUCAGGACCAUUGUCUCAACUGUCCUGCCGGCAAAAUGUGCACCGAGAUGAACUUAACCCUGCCACUGGAUUGUAGAACAGGCUAUUACUGUUUGGCCGCCCAGGACCCCAUACCUUGUCCUAACGGUACCUAUAACAACGCCACAGGAAUGGAUGACCUCACAGACUGUGUGGACUGUCCAGUAGGAAAAUACUGUGAAGGAAUCGGGAACAGUGUCCCUGAUGGUGACUGUGAUGCUGGAUAUUUCUGUGAGGGUGGAGCCAUCAGCCGUGCCCCCUCCCCCUCACUGACCUACCCCAACAAUGGACCAUGUGACCCAGGGAGAUACUGUGUGUCAGGGACCAGCAGUCAAGUAGAGUGUCCUGCCGGUACCUUCAGAAACAACUCAGGAGCUGCAUCAUUAUCAGAUUGUCUCCCCUGCACUGGUGGUUACUACUGUGCAGGCACUGGACUGACCUCACCCACCGGCCUGUGUUCUGCCGGCUACUACUGUCCAGACAAAGAAAACAGUUCUUCUGCCACACCCACUGGCUUCCAGUGCCCAGCAAACUACAUGUGUCCAGAGGGAACCGCUGACCCCAUAGCCUGUCCAUCCGGGGAGUACCAGGCCAAUCCUGGGAAAUCCACGUGUGACAAGUGUCCAGCUGGCUAUUUCUGUAACACAACUGGAAAUGUGCCAAUCAAAUAUGACUGUCCACCAUUCCAUUAUUGUCCAGAAGGAACCUGGAAUCCAACAAACUGUCCUGAUGGAACAUUUACCUUCUCCAAUAUGACUAAUCUGGAAUCUGCUGCUGAGUGCUUGCCCUGUCUACCUGGAAAUUACUGCAGAGGAGGACAAAUUUCCAGUGAGUGUUUAGCUGGUUACUGGUGUAAAUCUGGAUCAAGCAAUAACCUUGUCAACAGAACCAUGGAAUUCCAAAACUGCUCAGCCAAUCAGGACUGUUCUGGCCUGUGUCCCAGAGGUUACUAUUGUCCCCAGGGUAUAGAUCUACCUGUCCCGUGCCCCGAGCAUACCUUCAGAGGUACAGAAGGAGCUGAGACUGCCGCUCAAUGUGACCCUUGUCCUGCUGGCUUCUACUGCCCAUCAGGCACUGCUGAUCCUGACCCCUGUCCCAUUGGUUAUUACUGUGAGGAGGGAAAUGGUACCACUGAAUGUCCCAGACUGCAAUUCAGAAACAUCACAGGGGCAGCAACUGUGUCUGAUUGCUUCCCCUGUGUGGCAGGGUUCUACUGUAAUGAGACAGGUAUGUCUGAUUACUCUACCUAUCCAUGUCCACCUGGAUUCUAUUGUCUGGAGGGGUCGGAGCCCAUACUCUGUCCUGCGGGUAGGAUGAGAGAUAGUGCAGGGGCUGAGAAUUACACAGACUGUGAACUUUGUCGCGGUGGUUACUAUUGCCCCAAUGACACAAUCAAUACACAAGGCAUCCCCUGUAGAGCUACUUAUGAAUGCCCCACGGGUGCUUCCAUAGAAAUUGACUGUCGCCCAGGACAUUACUGCCCAGGUGUAACUGGUACCCCGCCCAUCUGCCCACCAGGUUACUACUGUCCAAACGCAACCGAGACUCCCAUUUUAUGUGUGUACCCAUUCUACUGCCCACAGGGAAGCAAUAUGACCUUGGCCUGUGACCUUGGAUAUCAAGCAUUGACCCAUGCUGGCAUUAGAUAUGACAAAGCAAUGUCAUGUAGAAUCUGUCCACCUGGCUAUUAUGGAAAUUCUACUACCAGAGCCACCUGUGAGCUUUGUCCAGCUGGAUUCUAUUGUCCAGAAGGAACUGGUCAUGGUAACACAAAUGCCUGUCCAAUUGGCACAUACUGUCCUAUAGGCUCAGAUCAUCCCACAAACUGCCCUGCUGGGUACCGAGGGGAGAAGCUUCGAGCUGAGAGUUUCUAUGACUGUCAUGGCUGCCCUGCCGGAACGUACAGUGAUACAGAGGCUGCCACUCACUGUAAGCCUUGUGGAAGCUCCUCCUACUCCACAGGAAACAGCUCCAUCUGUACCUGUCUAGGGAAGUACCGCUCCUUCCAGAAGUCUGUAGGAUCCUGUGUGUGCCUGUCUGGCUAUAUCUACUAUGAUGAGACCGACACCCAGCAAACAGAGGAGAACUCUGAUGAAGACUGUCAGCAGAUCGUGGACACCAGAUGUACAGAGUAUGAAGUACGGCUCUCCUCCACCAGGCAGUGCGUCCUCAAGGAAUUGGUCAAUUGUAACGCAGGAUGUGACCCAUCCGGAUAUCUGGACGUGGAACUUGGAGUGUGUCUGUGUAACAACUUGAUAGCGGCUGACUCUGUCUGCGAUGCCUCAUGUCUGGCUGUAGCCCCAGCUGUAACAGCAGAGUUACAGAAUGAUGGAACACUACAAGUGACAAUCACCAACUCAAGCGGCCAUGUGGUGGAAGCAAAGACAAUGACGGACAUAUUUGGCCCACUGGAGAGUACCAAUGGUGUGAAAGGGGUGAUGGUGGUCAACUUUUAUGAUGACCGCAUCACAGCAUCAAUCUUUAGAGAUCAGAAUGAGGCUAAGGAUUUGUUCUUGACAGCUGAAGAGAUGGCCAAUGGAGUGACCAAUGCUCCGGGGACACACAUCGGUAGACGUCGUCUGCUGACCACCACUGUCCCCAAUAACCAGAUCUCAAACAGCAUUCUGUGUCUGGAACUCAAUGAAAUGGUCAUGUUUAAAGUCUGGAUCAACGACACUGACCGCACCAAGAGCCACUACCCAGUCUAUCUAAAGGACCAUCUGUUCAGCAAUAACCCUAACUUUGACUAUGGACAGUUCCUGGCUCUGAAGAACUUGAUAGAGACAACCAAUGUUAAUAUCUCUACAUUUGCCUUUGUCUUCACAGAAGCUGGAAAUUAUGUCUUCCAGGACUACUCCACCUCCACAUCCCUGAUCUACAUUAAAGUGAUGAAUGCUGGCACCACCUGUGGUACUGGGUCCAGAGUCCAGGCAGCCACUGCCUCCAGUCUGGUGUCACUUGGAUUCUAUAAGGCAAACCCCAGCAAUGUGGCACCGGACUGGGGACUUAUAAUUGGUAUGAUCGCAUUCUUUGGUGUUCUGGUCUUGUUACUUGUCAUUGCUGUGUUGGUCUGGAGACCUGUAGAGGCUGGGUUAUACCCCAUGAAACACUGGAAACCCCAGUACCGCAGCCUGGGAGCCCCACCCCCUGUCACUUCCUAUCUGAGAUACAAGCCAGGGUCCUGGCCUGAACAAUCCAUUGGCCUGGGAGAGAGAGUGACUGGUGAUGGAGCAGAAGCAGAUGUUCUGAACUCUAUGGCUGUCAAAGGAGUAGAGGAUCUGGAGAACUUCAAUGUGAGAGUUUUCUAUGACAAACUGGAAGAUCAGAACCUCCACCUGGCAUCACAGAUGGCCAAACAACAGGAAGACCUGAAAUCCUUCUACAAGAAGAUCUGUGACCAGAACGAGGAGCUCAAACAGCUGCUGAAGAACCUGGAUCCCGCUAAACUGGAGGAACUAGAGAGGAAGGUGGCGGAGCGGGCCAGACAGGAGGAGGGCAUGCAGAGAGGAGCAGGGGACGUCUUCAACAUCAUCAACGGAAAAACUAAUAUGAGAGAUGGAAAAUACAGAUUUGCUGGUGGAAACAACAGAGAGGCAGAGUUGAUGACUGCCCUACAGCUCCUACUGAACAGACUGAAUUCUGGAAACUUACCAAUCAGUCAGAGUGUGUGGGAGGAGAUACAGAAGGGAGGAGUAGUACCUGAUGGAGGGUCUGUUACCAACAUAAAUAGACUGCCUGGAGGCAGGGGCAAACAGGGUGAAGUGCUCAGAAAACAGAGAGAGGAGAGAAUGCAGCUGGAACGAGAAUUACAGCAGGAUGAGAAUGACCAAAUCUCAGACCUUGUGUCUCGUACCGAGGACCAGCGUAAAGACACCGUCAACAUGAUGACUAAUGGGCUUGCUGGCAAGCUUGAGGGUGACCCCAAAGAUGCACAGGUCAAGGACAUUUUAGACAAAUAUGAGAAGGACCUUGAUGCUAACAUGAACAAGUUUAACAUGGAGAAAGAGAAACAGUUACAAGAUUUAAGAAGAAAGUUGGCUGAGAAGAGAAGGAGAAAGGAAGCUCAACUAAGAGAAAAACACAAGCAAGAGGCUGAAGAAGCAGGUCUUCCUCCACCUCUUGAAGAAGAUGACCACGUGGCCGACACAAAGAUCCGACAGUCUGAGGCCCUGUAUGACGCUCUGCUGGCAGAGGAGGCUGCUGGGGCCGCUAAAGGAGAGGGCGAGACCGACCACCAACUUAAUGAGGACAAACGCAGACUGGAGUCAGAAAAACUCCAGGAACAUCUUAAUCAGCUGACUCAACAGGGCAUCAUUACAGCCCAACAGAAGGAUGAACUUCUCAGGAAACACUUAGAAGCUGAGCAGAACCUGAAGAAGGUUCAUGACCACCAGAGGGAGACACAGGUGUCUCACCUGAAAGACAAGCUGGCAGACAGACGCAAGAAGAAGUUGGCCAAGCUACGCAGGGAACAGGAACAAGAGCUGUCUGAUCUGUCUUCUAAACUUAUCCAAGAUGGAAAUACUGAAGAUUUAGAACAAGAAUUGGAACAACUGAAGAAUCUUCAUAAACAGCAAAUGGAGGCCGCUGAAGCAGAACUCGAUGCUGAGGAGAAGGAACACGAACGACGCAUCAUAAAGAAGGUGGAUGAUGAACAUAAUGAGGCUUCAAAGAAGAAACGCAAUGAAAUAUUCAAACAGAUUGCUGACCAGUGCCCAGAGAAGCAGCAGACAGCUAUGCAGCGUCUCCUUGACAACUAUCACCAUGACACCGAGACUCUGGAACAAGAGUUAGCAGUACAGAGAAGUCGUCACAUGGCCGACCUUCAGGCCAAGCUUGCUGCCAGAAGAGCCCGUAAAUUAGCGGAGUCUCAGAGGAAACUGGAUGGGGAGGAGCAGCAGAGGUUGAUUUCAGAACAGAAUCGUCAGAUGCAGCAAGGAGGGGGCGUGGAGGAAGAAGACACAGACCUAGCCCAUGUCCCUAAAGUCCAGUACAGUCAGUCCACUGAAGAGCUGGCUCUUCAGAAGGAACAGGAGAGGAUCAGAGAAGAAAUGAAGAAGAGACAGAAACAGGAGAGAGAUAAGGUGGUAGAAAGGUUGGAUGCUGAGGAAGAGAAAGAAGAGAGGUCACUGGCCAAGGAGCUGGACUCCCAGAAGGAGAAGUUACUGAGGGAGAAGAGAAACCGACAGGCUACCGAGCUGUCCUCACGUAAAGACCUGACUGAGGAUCAAAUGAAAGAGCUUAUGGCCUCGCAUGAGCAAGAACUUCAAGAUCUAGCAGAGAAAUUAGAGAAUGAGAGACACAGACAAUUCCUGAGUUUGAAGGAGAAGCUCAAUGCUAAACGUAAUAGAAAGAUGGAUGAAGUACGCAGAAAACAAGAUGUGGAGACCACUAAAGAGAUGCUUGAACAGAAGAAAGAAGUCGACGAAAUCAAAUUAAAGAAGGCUAAAGGUGUUGAACAUGAAGCCAUUGUGGAGGGAAUAAAACAGAACGGUGAGGAAGAUACAGAUAAAGUGGUCAGGGCUGUUCUGGCAAAGAGACACGCUCAGGAAAUGCAGGAUCUUGAGAACCAGUUUAAGAGUAAGAGGAAACUGGUGGUGGACGACGCUCUCAGUAAGCUGCACGAGAAGUACGACAAACUGCGGGACAGUCUGUCCAAACAGCACCAGGAAGAGUUAGCUGCCCUUCAGAAGAAGGGAUUGAGUCCUGAGGAGUAUCAGCACCAGAGAACACAGCUCCUGAACAGACAGCAGCUGGAGAUGGCAGAGCUGGAGAGGAAACUGUCUGAGGAGGAACACGAGAUAGAGAAGGGGGCACUAACAGACUGGGAAGUCCAGUACGCCAGGGCCAAACUGGAGCUCAAGGAAAAACACUACAAGGAAUUUGCUGAGGCACUGAAGGAAUUUUCACCAGAACAUGAUGGCAUUAAGGAAGCUCAGCAUAAUGUGGAGGAACUGGAGAAACUCAAACAUGAACUGGAACAAGAACGCAAAAACCAGUUAGAGCAGGCCAAGAAAGAACAACAAGACUUUGAAAAGAAUGAGAAAAAGCGUUUAGAGGAAGAAAUGGAAGAAUAUGCAAAACAACUAGAAAAGGACACCAUUCGUGAAAAAGAACAGCAAGACCGCAAGAUUGAACAGCUUAAUAAACGCAAAGAAGACAUGGUCAAGGAAAAGAAACAGAAAAUGAAUGAGGAACUUGAGAAGAUCAGACAACAAGGAGGCAGUGAGGAUGAACAGAAACGCUUGAUUGAACAACAUGAGCGUGACUUACAGAAUAUACUUAAUAAGAUGGAUGCUGACAAGAUGAGAAUGCAGAGUAAUCUACAAGAGAGGCUGAAAAAGAAGAAGGAAGAAAGACUGAAAAAUAAACAGGAGGAGCUGAAAGAAAACUUCAAAGACCACAAACGAGAAAUGGAACAGAAACAGAAGAGUGAAGCCAACAGAAUCAAGAAGAAUGAGGCAUUGACCAUCCAAGAGAGCAUCAGUUCAGGCUAUGUCCCCCAGCGUACCUCCUCACCACCCCCAAAACAAGACUACCACUCUGACACAGAGGAGCCUGAGACCACAGCACCAGCCCAGGAGCCCAUGCCAACCUCCUACCAGAUGGCAGCACCUCUCAAUGAGGCAGAACUCAUGGCCCUCCUCAUGGCAUCACCAGUAUACCAGAAACUGGAACAAAUCAAGGAUUCUGUCAAAAACGGAAUCACACCACCCAAACAUAGAAUGGAUCCUGGUGAAGGGUAUCAAGAUACCAGAGAUGCUGAAUGGUCAAAGGACACAGAACUGGUCCCUGUGGACAUUGGGUCUCUGAAUGCCCGCUCCUUCAUUGUUUACAAGUUUGGCUGCUUUGUCACUGACCUCGUAUCAUCCAGGUGUCAUCACGCCCCAGUAACCAUCCUUCUGGCUGACAAGAUCCCCUCCAACAAGAACCUGGCCAGGAAUGCCUUUAGGAAUUCCUUCCAUUAUGAUGCCAACAACAGGAUUCUCUAUAUUAGAGUAGCCCGGCUAGACACAGUGGGGGAUUUCAUUGUGGUGCUCAUACAUUCCCUUGCUCACAUCAAAGCAGGAGACCUUAGAGAUGACAGUAACCCCGACUUCAUCAAGGAAUACAACAAAGCUCUGGCAGUUGUCUGCGAUGAUCUCUUCUUCGCUAGAUACAGGAGAACAACAGGUAACUCAACCAUCUCCAAAUCUACAGGAGUAAACUCAGAGCAGGCAGCCCUUCAGAUGCUGCAGGCAAUGUUUAGCGGCUGUCGCACAGAGGAUGAAAAAGUCAAGAUGGUGGAUGAUCUGUUGGAUGUCAAACUUCUGCCUGGCACUAAUAUGGAGGGUGUGCACUUCAACAAGGAGAGAUUGACAGACAGAUUAUCCAAAUACUCUGGAUUUAGCAACCUAAACCAACUACAAAACAUGUUGGGCAAUAUGGAAGACAAAAUGACCCAGGCGAAAUCUCAGGGCACCUCUAAAGGAUCUGUUGAUCAGCUGUCUACACUCAGUCAUAGAUUCUCCACUUCAGGUCCUCCCUCAGCCCUUAACAAGUUACCCCCAUUCCGCUUUGUGACUGCAAACAUGACAGGACAGGCACUGUGGCAGACAUUUGUCAACCAUGAAGAUGGGGAAGAGGAAAAUGUUCCAAAAGAGGAGGCCGUACAAGACUCACUGGAAAUUCUUCAGGAACGCCAUGACAAUUUAACGGCAGACUUUUCCAACAUCAACUCUGAAAUCAUUGAACUACAGGACCGUUCUCACUCACUGGAAGAGGAGCUAGCAGCCGAGACCAAACUCAUGGAGACCACCAAGGAGAAAGAGAAACAUGCUCAGCUCGCAAAGAAAGUCCGAUCUAAACUCAACGACACUCGAGCAAGAAUUGCAAGGCUUGAAAUGGAGAAAAACCUGAUGUUAAGAAAAUUGGCUGAGUGUGAGAAAGAUAUUGAAAUAAAGAAACUAAGGCCACAACAAAAUGAGGAGAAAACAGUGACAUUCAGCACAGAUAGCAAGAAAAAAUCUAAAAAAUAAAUUACUCUUAACAAUGCUGUGGACACUGAUUGCUUGAUGUUCAGUUUUGAUUAAUUGGCAAAGAAUAUGUAUGAUUUGUACUCAUUGGUUUGUUUAAAUAUACCAAUAUCAAUAUUUUUUUAUUAUUUCAUAAACAAGAAAAAUAGAUGUUGAAUUAUGAGAAAAGUCAUUUAUGAUAUAUGUCUCCAUUUUAUAAGUUAUUAACUUCCAAUGCUUUUCAAGUAGAUAUCUAAUUUUGAUACCAUUAGAAUUUAAUUUAUGUCAUUUCCUGAUGAUAAUUUUGUAAACUUUUUUUAAAGUCAAAAAUAUAACCUAAUCUAACAGUUUGGACACAUCACUAAGUGUGACAUGAUUCUAAAGGAAUGUUGUUAAUAUAGACUGAGCAUUUAAUUUUUUUUAUUCUUAACUGUUGCAUAAUUUCUUCUUGUAGACAUACAUGAUGUAUUUUUAUACCACAAAUGUUCUCUGUUUUUUCCUUUAAAUCAAUGUCCUCACUCAUGAGAAAAUCGCAUUAUUAUAAUAAUAAGCAUAUGAUACAACUGUGAUACUUUAUAUUUGAUAUAUAUGUAUUUUGAUAAAGGAUUUUAUAUGUUUUUUUUUUUCAAUAUUACUCAUGUCAUCAGUAAAAUCCUUAAAAGCAUUACUCAUUAAUGAUACUUGAUUAAUAACUAGGUCCGUUCUGUGUUUGACGUCAUGACUAUUUCACCCUAUCCUGUUUGAUAAAGUGCAAGACCCCCUUUUUGUUUGCCUUUUUUUGCUACUAUCAGUUUGUUUUUGACUUGAGAUUAAAAUGUUUCUUUGAUUGUUUACACAGAUGCUUAUAGUUUUGUUAUAAAUUUUUCCUCAAGGUUUACACCGAAUUGAUUUGUGCAAUAUCUGUGUUGUCUAAGAAAAUCAUUUCAAUGUGAAAUCGACUCCGUCCAAUAUUUAUGUCCAAUAUUUAUUUUUAUUUUGAUGCUAUGCAUACUUGUACACGCAAGGAAGAUUCUCUGUAAAAAUCAAAAUACUUUUGUCUUGCAAGUGCAAUUAGCUUUGCAAAUGGCUAAAGCUUAGAUGGAUUUUAUUUUGUGUUUUCCCUCUGUUAUUGUUUAUUGUUACCAAAUAUAAACCAUCAACAUUGUUAACAGUUUUGUAUAUUUAUAAACAAAGUCAUUUGAAUCAUUUGUAUAGUAUUCAUCAAGUUCAUUGAAUCUUUUGUAAUAAAUUUCCUAUGAUCAUGAA
Messenger RNA from Saccostrea cuccullata (small rock oyster), 32798 nucleotides. RefSeq lists its product as uncharacterized. Bases 162 to 31577 code for a protein of 10471 amino acids. The record is from RefSeq and is a predicted model, not a curated record. The transcript is spliced from 121 exons. NCBI's taxonomy places the organism in Eukaryota, Metazoa, Mollusca, Bivalvia, Ostreida, Ostreidae. Gene Ontology annotation, molecular function: protein binding.